This is a messenger RNA of Geodia barretti, 1482 nucleotides long. NCBI's taxonomy places the organism in Eukaryota, Metazoa, Porifera, Demospongiae, Tetractinellida, Geodiidae. The record is from the annotation of a GenBank genome assembly.
AUGACAGUCGAAGUUCUAAUCAAUAAGAUAACUUUCUUUGAAGACGUGCUCUCAAUCUCGGAUACGUCUUUGAAACUAAUAGCAAAGCUCUCUCCUCCCAAAUCACUGAGUGCCGAAGUAAAAGGAAUAGUCUCUAUUGCAGGGACAGACUUAGAUGUGCAUCUUAGAAGAAGCGAACUCACCCAAAAGUACGUCAUCACCAUUAAAGCAGAAGUGCUCCCAAUCUUUGGGAUAGCAAAAGGCCUCGGUGCUGAUCUACUGCCCGGUGACCUUAACGCCAUCCUUGGGACAGGUUUUCAAUUUCAAAAUUUGGAUGCUGUGAUCGAGUAUCCUUUCGGAGUUACGCCACAGCAAAUACUGAUCUCAGGAACACCACAGUUGUGGGGACUAACGACUAUCCACAUCACUGCCAUUGGAGUAAAGUAUGGAGGGAGAGUGAAAAUCAUUCAAAAGUACACCUUUGGAGAGUUCAAUAUCGCCACUUCAUCAGAAGCUACUUGGAAUCUCCUGCACAAGAUAUUCAUUCUCGACCAGAAUACAGACAUUGCUUUUAUCGUGGCUCCAGUCUCGGUUCCGCAUGACUUAAUCAAACUCUCUGAGUUAAAAGGGCUCAGUAUUAGCAAAGGCAUAUCCUUCCGACUUCCCAUAGGCUUCCCUCCAGACUGUAGCAAAGAUGCAUUCUGUGCUGUGUGCCAGAGCAUACUUGCUCCUUCGCCAGUCACGGCACUGGAAUUGGAGGGAGAAUCGAAACUUGGCAAGAAAGUCCUUGUGGGAGUGCUAGACAGCAGAAGGCUACAUUGGUAUCAGUGUAGCCAAUCCAUUGAGAACUAUUUCUAUGUCAACAUGGGAAGCUCACUUUCCAGUCAUUUUUCGAUGCAUUUUGCAUCGGGGCGCCAAACUCCACGGCCGCUAGCUGAGAGUGGAUUCCAGAUGGUAUCAGAGCCUCCUUUUCACUUCUUGGGAAAGAAACUUCCCCAUGCUAGUAUAUCCAUUCCUGUCGGUUCUUUUCAAGACAUGAGUACUUCAAGCCUCCCCUACAUUGAGGCUAGUGGUUAUGCCGAGGUUCUCGGUAUGUCAGCUGAAAUCAAGAUACUCAUAUCAAGCUCCAAAUACGAGUACUCCAUCAAUGGAAAGUUCCUGAACCUGUUCUAUGUUGGACUCCGCAUCCAAGCUUCGUAUGGGAACCUUGCCAAUGCCAAUUUUGUGGUAGAAGGGUUGUUCAAAAAUGAUCUCUUCGACAAGAUUGCCGCCGGUGUGAGGGAUGGGUUGAAACGAUCUGCCGAUGAAGCCGACAGACACAUAAAAGCAGCUCAGAAUAAGAUAAGAGAGAAGAAAGAAGCUUUUUACAGGGCCGACCGAGCUCUUGUCCAUGCCCAGAGAAAGGUGGAUGACGCUAAGAGGGCAUUGACCACGCAAUUGCCAAACUGGAGCAUGCCCGACGCAGAGCAAGAAAUGUCUGCCACAUCAGGAGUUGUGGAUCAU